This is a messenger RNA of Nymphaea colorata (pocket water lily), 926 nucleotides long. Its product is annotated as pathogenesis-related genes transcriptional activator PTI5-like. NCBI's taxonomy places the organism in Eukaryota, Viridiplantae, Streptophyta, Magnoliopsida, Nymphaeales, Nymphaeaceae. Gene Ontology annotation, molecular function: DNA-binding transcription factor activity; DNA binding. Bases 135 to 704 code for a protein of 189 amino acids. The transcript has a single exon. The record is from RefSeq and is a predicted model, not a curated record. Gene Ontology annotation, biological process: ethylene-activated signaling pathway; regulation of DNA-templated transcription.
UUCCUUGCAGCUUCGUUAAACUGCAACAUCCCUCUCCGCCUCGUCCACUCAACCUCCCUGUACAAAUAUGCGCCAAUCUCACACCAGGCAGCCAUUCUUGAAGUUGGUCCUCCACCAAGACAGACUUCCUCAAGAUGGUCCCUCUCAAACACGAGCAGGACACGGAGCUCCCCCUUGAUGAGAACGACUCCGGCGACAUGGUUCUCUACAAUAUGCUGAACGAGGCCAGGAGCAGCGGGUGGACGCCGGAGAAAGAUAACAGGCGGGCGCACAAGGCCCCCCAGCGUCAGAACUCCGGCGAGCGGCAUUACCGGGGGGUGCGGAGGCGGCCGUGGGGCAAGUUCGCGGCGGAGAUCAGGGACUCGAACCGCCAGGGGGCGCGAGUCUGGUUGGGCACCUUCGACACCGCUGAGGAAGCCGCCUUAGCCUAUGACAAGGCCGCAUUUCAGAUGCGUGGCGCGAAGGCCCUGCUCAAUUUCCCGGCCAAGCUGCAGGCACCCGAGACUCAGCCGCCGUCGUGUUCUGAUGCUGAAUCACAAGUUUACGACUCUUCCAGUAGCGGAGUCCCCGCGCAGAUGUGUUCAAGUUUCCAGCAGGGGAGCUGGCCGGGAUCCAGCAGUGGGUCGGUGACGGAACUUCACGACCUGGGCUCAAAUUAUACAUAUUACGCAGAGGGUUUCUUUGGUUAUCCAAGCCAUGGAUGAAGCUAAGAUCCAGCAACAGAGCUCCCAACUGAAGGCUCUUCAGAUACGUGAUACUGCUUUGUGUUGUGCCUCUAUUUCAAUUUGUGGGUUAUGGGCGGUGUUGAGAAUGAACGGUUUUUGUAUAUUAUAUAUGCUAAGGUUAGAGAACAUUGCAGGUAUAUAUUUCUUUAGGGCUCUGCCCCUGAUUAAUAAAGUGUGAGUAGUAAGUACUACUUUGAUCCA